AUGUUCUUGAAUGCCACUGGAGUGAUCAUGACCACCAUGAAGUUGAAAGACCAGUUACCAGCAGUGGAGAUAGCGUUUGCUGGAGCUCUGAUACUCAAUGGACAUAGCCAUGGUAAGUGCUUGACCGGCAGCUCCAAACAACAUCAAUUUCCGUCUUCCGAAUCUCUCAAUCACAUAGAAUGGAAUCCAAGAGGCAAUGAAGUAUUCGGUACCGUUACAGGCAGCAAGCACACGGGAGUUGAAGGCGUUCAUUCCAAUGUAGUUCUCAAAAAUAGUACCCGCAUAGUAUGUGAUCAAAUUGAUACCGGUGAUCUGUUGGAAGAUUUGGGCCCACAAUCCCAACAUCAGUCUGUGGAAGUUUCUAUGUUCACCUUGCACGAAAAGCUUUCUGUAGUUGAAGCUGUCACCACCUUCCAGGUGCUCCUCAGACAAAGACUGUUUCACGUCAUGGACCUGCAUUGCGACUUCCUCACUAGACAAGUGGGCACCGUCCAAAGCAGCAAACACGUAUCUAGCUUCUUCAACACGGUUCUUCUUGAUCAACCAUCUUGGGGACUCUGGGAGUCUCAAAGUGAAAGGAAGAAUAAUCAAUGGGAAGAUCAUUUGGAAGCCAACGGGGAAUCUCCAAGAAAUGGCACCUUUAGUGAAGUAAAAGCCAAAGUCAACCCAGUAAGAGAUAGCAAUACCACCGGUGAUCAAAGCACCAGAAAUCAUCACAAGACUUCCUCUUCUUUCUGCUCUCGAGCAUUCUGCCUGCCACAUUGGAAUAGUACUGGUAUUCAUACCGUUACCGAUUCCUGUCACAAUACGGCCGACAAUAAGAUGACCAACAGUGUAGGCAGAGCACUGAAGAAUAGCACCAACAAUCAUAAUGAUACACCCGAUAAAAAUACAUCUAAGUCUUCCAAGCUUGUCUCCAAGGUAGAUCGUAGAGAGCGCACCAGCAAGACAACCAAUUUCGUAAACAGCGAUAGUGAAUCCUUGCAUGGUGUCAGCAUUUGGAUGUCUCUGAGUGUCAAUAGAAGGGAACGUGUUUUUGAAAGAAUCCAAUGUCAACAGCGAUCCCAUAACACCUUGGUCAUAACCAAAUAG
Messenger RNA from Ogataea philodendri, 1092 nucleotides. RefSeq lists its product as uncharacterized. NCBI's taxonomy places the organism in Eukaryota, Fungi, Ascomycota, Pichiomycetes, Pichiales, Pichiaceae. Bases 1 to 1092 code for a protein of 363 amino acids. The transcript has 2 exons. The record is from RefSeq and is a predicted model, not a curated record.